AUGAUAAAUUUUAGAAACGCACGUAGUGAAAUUAAAGAACGUGAUGAAGAUGAGCCACAGCAAUUUCCAUUAUUACCAGAAUAUGAAUCUGAGGAUGAAAUGAUAAUGAUUGAAACAAAUGGUGAAUCUGAAGAUGAUAGAGAGACUCAAGAUUUACCGGUUGAAGAAGAAGAUCUUUAUGAGCCAUCUGUAAUUCGUAUUAAUGAAGACAGUUCAGAAGAAACUUUGAACUGGAAUACGAUAAAGGAAAAAGUAGACACAUAUCGAAAGCAAUUGAAAAAGGGAAAAUAUGCUGUCGAUACGCUAUAUUAUUUUUUAAUUGACUACUCUGGUUUUCAUGGUCCAACAUCAAAUCUAUUAUCUGGCUAUUUUCCAAAAAUGUUGAAUGCACUUCCAAAAAAUAUGCGGUUUUGUGUUUCAACACUUUCUGAAGAAGAAACAAAAUUUUUCGAUCUACUUUUGAGGACUGAAGAUAUUGCUGAUAUUAAAACGGUAACAGAAGAAGAGAAAAUUCUUAAAAGGCUUGCCAAUAAUAUUUUUGACGCUAUUACAAUGCAUGGGAGGGAUGAUUUAUUUGAAGUUGAACAUAUGUUUCGCAAUAUCGUCCCUCUACUUGAUGCAACAAUAAGGAAGGACAACCAUUAUCGGGUAAAAUACGGCGAAACAUUACUGGAAGCAACCGCAAAUCGCCGAAAUAAAGGAACUGAUCCCAAUGAUCGUGCGCGAAUUGGAUAUAAAGUUGAUGUGAUAUUUGAAUACCGAAUCAGCUGGGCCCCCGUUAUUGGAUGUAUGGAGGUGUCUGGUGGUCUCCCACGGUGUUCACGUUCCAAGGAAUGGGAUGACACCCGAAAAUUAGGCUUGGAACUCCGAGACUUAUGGCUGGAUGCUAUGGAAAAAUUAGCAGGUGCAAAUGCAAAUGAAAUAGUCUGGUGGGGUCUUACUGUAGUUGGCCUAAAGAUUAGAGUAUAUGCACUUGCUGCCGCCGGUGGACUAUUCCAUUUAGUCCUAAUGUAUGAAUGUCUUCUCCCAAGUUCUCCGGUAGAUCUUGUUAAUCUAGAACUUGCAUAUCUUGUAUUGAAAGAAUACAAGAAAAAACUAGAUGAAACAAGAGACAUUCUAUGUAAACUCAAUCAGGAAAGAAUAAAACUGAUUACUAGGGGAAAAAGAGGAUCAGACGAAUUGCUCAGAGAAGUUGGAAAAAAGCCAGAAAUUAUAAAUACGCCGGAACCAAGAAAGCGAAAACUCCUACGGCAUAUGAUUUCAUACAUGGCUUCAUUCUUCUGGAAUUGGUCCUCAUACUUUCCCACGUUUACAUGCAUCAUGAAGCCAAGUCUUAAGACUCAAGAUUUACCGGUUGAAGAAGAAGAUCUUUAUGAGCCAUCUGUAAUUCGUAUUAAUGAAGACAGUUCAGAAGAAACUUUGAACUGGAAUACGAUAAAGGAAAAAGUAGACACAUAUCGAAAGCAAUUGAAAAAGGGAAAAUAUGCUGUCGAUACGCUAUAUUAUUUUUUAAUUGACUACUCUGGUUUUCAUGGUCCAACAUCAAAUCUAUUAUCUGGCUAUUUUCCAAAAAUGUUGAAUGCACUUCCAAAAAAUAUGCGGUUUUGUGUUUCAACACUUUCUGAAGAAGAAACAAAAUUUUUCGAUCUACUUUUGAGGACUGAAGAUAUUGCUGAUAUUAAAACGGUAACAGAAGAAGAGAAAAUUCUUAAAAGGCUUGCCAAUAAUAUUUUUGACGCUAUUACAAUGCAUGGGAGGGAUGAUUUAUUUGAAGUUGAACAUAUGUUUCGCAAUAUCGUCCCUCUACUUGAUGCAACAAUAAGGAAGGACAACCAUUAUCGGGUAAAAUACGGCGAAACAUUACUGGAAGCAACCGCAAAUCGCCGAAAUAAAGGAACUGAUCCCAAUGAUCGUGCGCGAAUUGGAUAUAAAGUUGAUGUGAUAUUUGAAUACCGAAUCAGCUGGGCCCCCGUUAUUGGAUGUAUGGAGGUGUCUGGUGGUCUCCCACGGUGUUCACGUUCCAAGGAAUGGGAUGACACCCGAAAAUUAGGCUUGGAACUCCGAGACUUAUGGCUGGAUGCUAUGGAAAAAUUAGCAGGUGCAAAUGCAAAUGAAAUAGUCUGGUGGGGUCUUACUGUAGUUGGCCUAAAGAUUAGAGUAUAUGCACUUGCUGCCGCCGGUGGACUAUUCCAUUUAGUCCUAAUGUAUGAAUGUCUUCUCCCAAGUUCUCCGGUAGAUCUUGUUAAUCUAGAACUUGCAUAUCUUGUAUUGAAAGAAUACAAGAAAAAACUAGAUGAAACAAGAGACAUUCUAUGUAAACUCAAUCAGGAAAGAAUAAAACUGAUUACUAGGGGAAAAAGAGGAUCAGACGAAUUGCUCAGAGAAGUUGGAAAAAAGCCAGAAAUUAUAAAUACGCCGGAACCAAGAAAGCGAAGUAGACAGUAA
Rhizophagus irregularis DAOM 181602=DAOM 197198 is the source of this 2445-nucleotide messenger RNA. The record is from RefSeq and is a predicted model, not a curated record. Lineage: Eukaryota; Fungi; Glomeromycota; Glomeromycetes; Glomerales; Glomeraceae.